This is a messenger RNA of Cylicostephanus goldi, 561 nucleotides long. The record is from the annotation of a GenBank genome assembly. Lineage: Eukaryota; Metazoa; Nematoda; Chromadorea; Rhabditida; Strongylidae.
AUGGCUAGUGAGCCUUUUGUGGAGAAGAAGAUGGAGACAGUGCAGAUCAACGGCGAGCAAGUAUGUAUCUGUGACAGCAACUGUGGCUCUAAAUCAACCUUUUAUUUUUGGAAAACCAUUGUUUUGCAGAAGGACGAGGAGCCGAAGGAAGAUUUGGUAACACCAGACCUAUCCGCUAUUCUCGAUCGUGCCGAGCAGAAAAAGCCUUUCUUCUUGUACACUGGCCGUGGACCAUCGUCCGGUAGUCUUCAUCUGGGACACUUGAUUCCGUUUAUCUUCACAAAAUGGUUACAAGAAGUAUUCGAUGUUCCGUUGAUUAUACAGAUUACUGAUGAUGAGAAAUUCCUAUGGAAAGAUCUCAAAGUUGACGAGGCUAAGAAAAUGGCUCGAGAAAAUAUGAAGGAUAUUGUGGCCAUUACUGAUGAUGAGAAAUUCCUAUGGAAGGAUCUCAAAGUUGACGAGGCCAAGAAAAUGGCUCGAGAAAAUAUGAAAGAUAUUGUAGCCGUAGGAUUUGAUCCUGCCAAAACUUUCAUGUUCAAUGACUUCGAUUAUAUGUGGUGA